AUGUCCAUCUUCAGCUCGAAUCGCUUCCUAUUAGCAGUCCUCGCUGUCGGCCUGGGAACAGCAUGCUUUACCGUUCCAGUCCUUCUCAGAAGAGUGAAGGAGGCAGCCAGAGCGCCGCCGCCCGACCCUCCACCCCCGGCUAAGCGCCUGCAAAAGGACUCAGAGAACUCGCUGAAGCUCGACACGCUGCGCACCCUGGCCGACGGGUAUAGCUAUGAUCUACGCACCUCGGCCAUCAAGAUCGUCGCCAGCCGCACGGUCAGAUCCCGCACCAAGGAUCUACUGUUGCGUGAUCUGGCUAGUCCAGACGACGGACGUCGCCAAAACGCCAUCAACGCCAUGCACAUGCUCCUCACCCAUGCGAGACUCAGCGUGUCGAUCUGCAACCACUUUCGAGACCCCAAGUCCCUCCGGGCCAUCGUCCGGGCUUUGAUCAAUGUGCUGCCCCAGCAUAAAAUCCAUGCUGAUCGAGAGCGCGAUGACGAGUCCCUCAUCCCCGCCGGAGGGAAGAAACCACCACCACCACCAUCGCCCAUUCGUCCCGCCUUCCGGCCCCCGCAGGAAGCGCAGCUGCUCGAAAUCUUUACCGUGGCGGUCCAUGGCCUUCCCCGGCGUGAUGCCAAAUACCCGCCCGUCAUGGACGCCGCCUUGGAGGAAGGGUUGGUGUACCAGUGGUUAGCAAAUUAUCCCUUCCCCUGCACGUUACCGGAAAACGCCGACGCCAACUUCAAACGGGUCGAUGUGGCGAGGCUGUUUGACCGGAUGAUGUGGCUCUCUGAUGAUCCUGUCAUGGGGGACGUGAUCCUUGUGGUAAUGCAGUAUCCUCGCGCCCGGAGGCAGAUGCGUGAAGUCGGGUUGUGCGCAAGCAUGUAUAAAGAGGACAUUUCCAUAGCCCGCGGCAUGGAGGACACAUGGAAUAAGUCCUUUGGUAUGCCACACUACUCAGACUCAGACUCAGACUCAGAUGCCGACGAAGACAACGACGUGAGAAUGGUCAAUGGCGAGGACACCGCUGGGUUGGCUUCCGGGAACCCUGUCGUCACUGCUCAGGACAUCAUCACCGAUUGGGAUAAUUUGGCGCCGUCACUGGACGGGUGGCCCGCCGCGAGACUCAGGUCGACCGAGAGAAGUCAAGAAGAGGAGCACCUGAGAAGGCGGCAUAGGGAAGCGAUCGUCGUCGCGGAGCGCGGCACUCCGCUGAGCCGGGAGAACAUCUUGCAGAGAGCGAACAGCGAGAUUCUGCAGCCCAUGGGCGGCGUCAGCGAGGUGGAGGGGGAACUCAACGGCCUGCUGAAUCUGUCCCAGACCUCUACGCAAGCCUCACAGGACGAAGAGACUUCGGAUCUACCCCCUACAGAUUCCGACACAGCCGACAUCGUCGACACGGCGUCUGCCUCCGAGGACCGCCAGGUGUCAACAGAGGAGAAGACGAUGGUGGUGGAAGAAGACGCGGAGGCAGAGGAGAUGGAUCGCGCUCAGAGGAGGCACCGUGAGAUCGAGCAGCUGAUCGAGGAAGACCCGGAGAUACAAGGCACGAACGAGACGAGCUCACAGCAGCCGACUGCGUCGAGCGAGUAA
Molecule: messenger RNA, 1578 nt
Organism: Fonsecaea erecta
Lineage: Eukaryota; Fungi; Ascomycota; Eurotiomycetes; Chaetothyriales; Herpotrichiellaceae
Exons: 1
Coding region: 1-1578 (525 amino acids)
Source: RefSeq, a predicted model, not a curated record